Messenger RNA from Siniperca chuatsi (mandarin fish), 4583 nucleotides. RefSeq names its product vitellogenin 3, phosvitinless (gene vtg3). The record is from RefSeq and is a predicted model, not a curated record. The transcript is spliced from 28 exons. Lineage: Eukaryota; Metazoa; Chordata; Actinopteri; Centrarchiformes; Sinipercidae. Gene Ontology annotation, molecular function: lipid carrier activity. Gene Ontology annotation, biological process: lipid transport. Bases 85 to 3915 code for a protein of 1276 amino acids.
CUCCUCACAAGUUCCCCCAGUCAAAACCCACACUGGUAUAUAAAUACAAAUCUGAACUAUCAGCUUCCAUUCCUCUGUUUUACCAUGCAAGGGCUCUUCCUCUGCUGCCUUGUGGCCCUGGCCACAUGUCAAAGUGUCCAUUAUGAGCUCGGCCUGAACCCAAAGAAAACCUACGAGUACAAAUAUGAGGGAGGGGUGAAUUUUGGACUCGGCAUGCCAAACCUUGCAGAGUCUGGUGUAAGAAUGACAUGCAAGGUCAAGAUCACUGGUGUGUCUGCACAAACAUUCACCCUACAGGUUUCAGAUUUGGCCUUCGAGGAGUUCAAUGGCCUCCCAGGGAAAAGUGGCUUUAAUGCCUCUCCAAAGCUCACCCAGCGUAUUGCUGCCCAGCUCGUCAAAACCUUCAUGUUUGACUACGCUGGUGGACAUGUUGGUGACAUCCGCGCUUCUGCUGAGAUUCCUGACACUAUUGUCAACAUUGUGAGAGGGAUACUGGGUUUCUUCCAAGUCACCGUCAAGACCACACAGAGAAUCUAUGAGCUUGAAGAGAUUGGCAUCCAUGGCAAGUGUCAGAGUAACUAUGCUACUGAAGAAAACAUGGAAACAAAGGACAUGACCAUCACUCAGGUUGUAGAUGUCACUGACUGCAGGGAGAAAGCAGCAAUCUACAAGGGAAUGGCUACUGCAGUGCUCGAUAAAGUCUCCGAACAGAGAGGGCAAACUGUGAUUUCAACGGUGAGAUAUGUUUACACAGUCAAACCAACAGCAGACGGAGGUCUCAUCACCAGGGCUCACGGCCUGGAGCGACAGCACUUCAGUCCCUUCAAUGUGAAGGGCGGCAAUUUCAAGAUGCAAGCGACGAAGGAAAUAGUGCUGCUCGGUGUGAGUGACACAGCUGGAGCUGUCACGUUUGGGCCAAUGGAAAGCAAGGGCAACCUUGUUUACAAGUUUGUCAGUGCAGAGGCUAAUGUCCCUAUUAUAAUGCAGAACCUGGAGGACCCAGUACCAAAGGCUAUUGAGUUGAUCAAGCAUCUGGCUGAAGCUAAUAUAUACCAGAUUGACAGUGCAACAACUGAGGAUACUAUAAAGCUGUAUCAACUUCUGCGAGUGACGCCUUACGAAGGAUUAGAAGUCAUGUGGAAGCAAUUUGCAGGAAAUGAAGAGCACAGACGUUGGUUUUUGGACAUGAUUGUUGAGGUCAGCGACGCCAGAAUCCUGAAGUUCCUGGAGGUUAGGUUCAAGGCUGGAGAUGUGGCUGCGUAUGAAGCUCUGGAAACCCUUGUGCUGGCGAUUAACCAUCUGCAGGCUAUUCCUGAGCUGGUUGAGAUGGCUAAAAUGUUCCUGAACAUCCCCUUCUGUAAAUCCGAUAUCUAUCUGUGGCAUACUGUGGUGCUUUCCUACGGCUCUUUGGUGUACAAGCACUGUGAAUUUUAUACACCUUGUUCAGUAACUGCUGUUCAGCCACUGCUGGACAUGGCCAUGGAAAGUCUGAAGAAUGGCAAUGAGGCAGACAUGGUCAUUGCUCUGAAAGCUCUGGGGAAUGCAGGUCAUCCAGGCAGCAUUAAAACCAUCAUGCGCUUCCUCCCUGGAGUUGCUGCCACCCCUGUGGAUCUGUCCGCUCGUGUGCUGAGUGCUGCUGUACAGUCUAUGAGACUCCUAGCUACCAGAGAUCCUCGCAGUGUCCAAGACAUCACCAUGAGUCUGUUCCUGCAGAAAAACCUUCCCACUGAGAUACGCAUGCUGGCCUUCAUGAUCCUGUUUGACACUAAGCCACCAAUGGCUCUGGUGUCCACAGUGACUGCUCAUCUACAUGAAGAAAAAGACCUCCAUGUUGUUAGUUUUGCAUACUCCUACUUGAGAAGUGUUGCCAGAUCCAGUACUCCAGACAAUCACUUCCUCUCCACUGCCUGCAAUGUAGCCGUGAAAAUCCUGGCCCCUAAGUUUGGUCGUCUCAGCUAUCACUACAGCAAAGCAAUGCGCAUGGACUGGUUUAAUGAUGAUUUCCUAAUUGGUACAGCCACAGAAGUCUUCAUGCUAAGAAGUGCAACGGACAUCUUUCCCACUGAAAUCAUGAUGAAAGGAAAAUUUUACUUCAUUGGUAGAAUUCUGCAGCUACUGGAGUUGGGUAUCCGUGCUGAAGGAAUUAAGGAGCUGCUUGGCACCAGCAACCCUAGAUUUACAGGAGAUCUUAGUUUUAAUGACUUUCAGGCUAUUUUCGAUGUGCUUCAAAACUGGGAAAUUCUGCCCAAUGAUAAGCCCAUCCUUUCUGCCUAUACACGCGCCUCCGGACAAGAGUGGAUCUUUGCUGAUUUUAACAAAGACUUCAUUGAGAAUAUCAUCAGGGCUGUCAGUCCUUCUGCAGGGAAAGAAAGCCCUGUGUGGGCUGCGAUUGAGAAUUUACAGAGGGGAGUAUCAUGGCAUCGGACAAAGCCAUUCUUAAUCGCUGAGGUUCGCUACUUCCAAGCUACCACCCUGGGACUCCCACUGGAGAUCAGCAAAUAUUAUGAAACCAUCAAUGGGAUCACUGUUAAUGCUAAAGCCGCAGUAAAUCCACCACUGACUGAACAUCUUGGACAACUGUUGACUUCUGAAAUUUCACUGGAGACUGAUGGUUUUAUUGGUUUCACAGCAGAUUUUUGGGUUUUCUAUGGGAUCAACACAGAGAUGUUCCAGUGUGGUUCUGAGUUUAAGAGCAAAAUACCUAUUGCUAUCCCAUGGAAGUUUGGUGCCAAGAUCAAUGUCAGAGAAAAGAAGUUUGAACUCGACAUCCCUGCAUGCAAAAAAGAGUUUGAACUCUUUUCAGUCAGCUUCAACGUGUACGCAGUCUCCAGGAACAUCGAAGAGCCAGCUUUGGCUAAAAUGACUCCAAUGAUGCCCAACGCUAUUGACUCCAAUGAUGAAGUCAUCUACAUGAACCCCACAGUUGCGAGGCCUGAGUCUUAUCAGCAGACCCGGAGACCAAACACCUGGCAUCCACGAACCAGAAUGUGUGCCGAGAGUAACAUUUAUGGAGCCGGUCUCUGUGUGGAAUCUGAGUUAAGGAGAGCGUAUUAUCAUGAGGAAUACCCCCUGUACUAUUUCCUGGGAUACACCCGUGUGGCAUUCAAAGUAGUCCCAGCCCAGGCAAUCAAAGCUGUUGACAAAAUCCACUUUGAGGUUAAUGCUGGCCCGAGCCGACAUCCAUUGAGCGCACGCCAACUGCUUGAGACUCUGAGGAGGCUUUCCAAGGAAGCCACCCAGCGAGUACGUCUAUCCUCUGAUUCAGCCUCAAGCAUCGGAGGAUCUGAUCACAGCCAUCAUGACAACAUAAUGGAAGGCUGGGAGUCAACACCUGAAGCUGUAGUCAAUAUCAAAUCCUUUGCCAUGAGUGGCAACCAGAAGCCCGAGGGUUACGAUGUGGCCAUCUACUACACGCCUGAGGCAAACAUUCAGAGCGCCCAACUGAUUGUGUCCCAGGUUGGGGAAGACACCAACUGGAAGAUGUGCGUUGACACCAUUGUGAAUGCCCAUGCUGAGGCAAAGGCACACGUUAGAUGGGGAGCUGAAUGUCAGUCCUAUGAAAUGUCAUUGAGAGGUGCAACUGCAUAUCUGCCUGGUUCCAAGCCAACGCUCAAGGCCAAAGCUCACUGGACCAGGAUCCCAGAAACUAUGGCAGAGAUGGGCAGAAGGAUUGAAAACUACAUCCCAGGCAUGGCUUUCCUUCUAGGCUUCUCCCAGAGAAAUGAGAGAAAUGCCAAGCACGAGGUUUCUGCAUCAGUUGUUGCCACCUCAGGAGACAGCGUCGAUGUGAAGAUUAAAUUCCCAGAGUAUAUAGUCUACCGCCAGGCUUUUCCAGUUCCACUGCCAACUGCCAGUUUUCAGGAGUUUCAACACGACAUCAGAAACACAACAAUAGACAGCUUUGGACGCGCAUAAAAACAUAAAGACAACAAAGCCCAGAUGGGAGCCAGAUGCCUCUUUUCACAGUGAUAACACUGCAACCAAAAUCUCAAGAUGAAAGUGAGGAUCAUAAAAGAUGCAUCAGUAAUCUGUCAGAUGUCACCAGUUUGGCAAUAACCUGUAAAGGUCCUGAUUUAUUCAUUUGAAAGCAUGUUAAUAUUUGAACACCCUCAUUGGAAGACACAUUGUGUAAAUUCAUGCUUAUGUCCCAAACUAUUGUAUCUUCAUAAUAUUGGAUUCACCAAAAGAUUUUGUUCUGAUUCUGUCAGUAUAAAUACUUUUAUCAUCCAAACAUUGUGUUAAAUCUGUGAUGAUUAUAAUGCAGAGCAAGCUGUUUUUUUCUUACUUUUUCUCUUGCCUUAACAACAUAUAAUGAAUUGCCAACAAGUUCAGUUUCUGCUUGUUAAUACACCAAGAAAAAAAAAAAGUAGCUGGAUUGUAGUUACAGUAGACAUUUUCAUGAUGUAUAAUUUAUAACCAGAUUACCGAUUUAUGAUACCACACUAACUGGGAUGUAAUCUGAGCUCAUUAAUAAAUAUCAACAAUAUUGCUAGUUUAGACAAUGAUCAGCAGUACUAAUGAAAUCCCUGCAACUCCUGAAAAGCUUGUAAUAACUUGUCAUAAAAUCGCAUUUUUUAAAUUAA